AUGGCGUAUUACGAGGCGUCCUUCAAUUCUCUUUUCCGACGGUGUGUUGAGUGCAAUGGGGACACUCCAGCAUGUCCAACUUGUGCCGACACUGAGAUUUGUUCGCUUGUUCCACCAACUUGUACUGAAUGCCAGCAGACAGUUUGUGUGGCUUCCUCUGCUGCACCUUCGGCGACAGUCAGCUCAGCUGCUUCAACGAAAUCCGGUCCAAACGUAGGCGCUAUUGCGGGUGGAGUUAUUGGAGGAGUUCUAGCUGUCGCAGCCGUAACUUAUCUCGUAUGGAGGUUCUGCAUCAAGACCAAAAGGCAACAAUUCGAGCAAGACAAUUGGAUAGAGAACCAAGCGCAAGCCAAUGCAGAGAAGGAUUUCGCAAUGCGGAGGGAUGCAAGAGCUUCUACACACACUGUCGGAUCAAUUGCAUCUACCGUCCUCACACGGGCUUCCAACAUCAUUCAAAUCGCAUAUAUCCCUGGUGUUACGAAUAGAUCCGCCCCAUCAACGCCAGGUCUUCUUGUUCCUCCAGUUCCUCCGAUCCCAAUUGCUCUAUCAAACUCAUCUGGAACACCAAGAUAUGAGCAAGAACACUUUUUCAUGCCGGGAGAUCUUCGCGACUCGACAUACAGUGGAAUGACUGGAAUUGGUGAACGAAACUCUUACGCAAGAAACAGCGUUGCAUCUACUAUAUAUGGAAAACAAGCUAUCGUAUCGCCAGUUCCAGCUCAGACAGUUAUCCGAGGAAAGGCAGCAGUGGUCAGUGUCAACAAAGCGGGUGGAACCCCUCCUGGGACUAUCAUACCUCCUGUACCAAGUGUCGACUUCCAAAAAUAUUCCGAAAACCCACCUAGUCCAGCAUUUUCGGUAGGCAGCACAUUCUUGAAUGCUGCCAGUGCUGCAACGAUGUCCAAACCUCAAGUCAUUCGAGUGGAUUCUAGCUUACCGAAAGGAAACCCACCCCAGCCGGCAAGAUUUCCUGGAGCACCAUCACCACUCUUUUCACGAGACUCUAACGCCAUCACUUUAAUCGAAGACGGCACCCCCAUCACACCUCAAGGACCCUUUAGUGACCCCCCUGAAAUGAGGCGAAAAUCGAAUGCUAGUCUAUCAGCCAUGAUUCAAGAUGCAACAAGAAAGGCACACGGUGAUGUUUUCUCGGAUAAACAUGAAGUAAAGGAAUAA
Sclerotinia borealis F-4128 is the source of this 1176-nucleotide messenger RNA. NCBI's taxonomy places the organism in Eukaryota, Fungi, Ascomycota, Leotiomycetes, Helotiales, Sclerotiniaceae. The record is from the annotation of a GenBank genome assembly.